GAUGGAAAGCGAACAUAUAGUAAGCGAAGUAGGCUGCGAAGGGGAGGUCUCGGCGUGUGGUAGUGGUACACAAUGGCUUUCCUGAACAGCUUUCUUGUGGGAUGUUUGGUAGUUGCUCCUGUUUUCACUUCUAUCAGGCAUUGAGAGUUAUCUCAGCAAGUCCGAGUCAGGAUGAUGAAAAAGAAAUUUUGAACGUGCCAGUGAAGGAUCAGAAGUGUGUGAUUUGGAGUGAGAAUCAUUUUCCUCUGGAGCCAGAAGCGCAUUCAAGGGAUGGUGAACCCCUUGUGCUCAGCCUCAAAAAAGUGUCCGAAUGAAGACGAUUUUAGUGAUUCCUGUGAAUCUGCAAAGAAGCUGUAUCCAAUAAACACAGAUUUAAUUAAGAAGGAAAUUAAAGCUGAUGAAGAGGAAGAGAGUGGCUGUGAGGAAACAUGGCUUAAAGGGUUUUCCGUGUACAUUGAUGAAGUAACUCAGUCAAGUACUCAAUCCAUUGUUGCCGAUGUCAGCUUAAAUACUUUUGCAGAUGCAGUGCUGGAUUCCAGCACAGAAUUUCAAGGCAGUGUGAAUGAACAUGCGAGAACAGUGUUUGACGUUGACAAACCAUUUCAGCCACCUGCAGAAAAUGUACCUCCUCAGUGUUUUGGUACCAGGAGACUGAGGUUCCAAAGUGCCUGGUACACAGAUUUCCCAUGGCUCCACUACAGCCCUCAGUUGAAAGCUGUACUUUGUUUUACAUGUGGGAAAGCUGAAAGCAUGGGCUUACUAGGCUUAACAAGGAGAAAGGAUUCUGUGUUUACAGUACUGGGGUUUUCUAAUUGGAAGAAGGCUCGAGAGAAAUUUGGAUAUCAUCAAAAAUCCAAGAGUCAUGAAUUUGCAACAUGGAAGCUAAUGCAUGCCUUGCAGAAUCAGAAGAGGGAAGCAGCUCUAGAACAACAAAGGAAAGUCCGUCAGGCCAUCCCUGCUAUUUGCCUAAACAAACUUAUCUGUGCUAUACGGUUUUUAAUUCACAGAGGUCACACAUUUCAAAGUCACGAGUCAAUUGAGGAAAGUUUAUUUGAACUUCUUAAGUUUCUAGGCCAAGACAAUGAAAUGUUCCGAUACUGGCUUCUAACUAAUCAAAAUUUUACUAGCACAGAAAUCCAGCAUGAAAUAAUUAGUUUAAUGAGCCAUGAGAUUAUUAGUUUUAUUACAAAAGAUGUGAGCCAGGGCUCCGUGUACUAUUCUGUGAUUGUGGACUGCAUUCAAAACACAGACUCACAGCAGCUAAGCCUCUGCUUAAGGUACUUGGAUUCUGAAAUGCAGGCCCAAGAAGAGUUCAUAGGCUUUAUUGAUCCAGCUGAAGAAACUGGGACCUCUGCUGCAGAUCUUAUUCUGGAUAUUCUUGAUCGAAAUUCUUUACCAAUUGAUCUUCUUAGAGGGAUAGCAUUUGAGGGUUCAACCAGCCUUUCGCGUUGCUAUAUUGAAUCUUGUUCCUUGCUAAAACAAAAGCAGCCACUGGCUAUGUUUGUUCAUUGUGCAGCACCUUGUAGUAGUUUAGUGGCAAGAGACAGCAGCCAAGCCAGCACUCUUUUGCACCAGACACUGUAUUCUGUAAAUGACCUUUGCAAUCUGUUCAGUAAAAGCAUCAAAUAUAGGUUUUUAUUUGCUGAAGUUACUCCUAAACCUGAUUCUUCAACCCGAAACUUAAGCUCCUCAAAGUGGUGUGUUAAUUUGUCUGUGGUCAAUGUAGUUAUUCAGCACUAUGGGCUCAUCAUCGAGGGUCUAGGAGAAAUGGAAUCCGGCACCGGUGAGGGUGGAGUUAAGGCACACUUUGUUUUAGAAAAAAUUCUUGAAGGAAAUACCUAUGUCAGUUUAUUAAUUAUAAGAUCCAUAAUGGAGUCUCUAAAUAUCCUGAAUAUAAAGGUAGAUGAUCAGAACUUACUUAUGUCAAGUACACUGAAGAAAGUGAGGUUGGUGAAAGAAAUAUUGGCUCGAUUGAGACAAGAAGCAACUGUAGUGGAUCUCUUAAGGCAAGCAGAAGAAGCCGUAACUAAAUUUAAUUUGAUGCCUGUCGCCAUUCCACAGCCUCGACGACUGUGCCACCAGCCUCAGCAAAGUGCUGAUCCGUUGAGUUUUGACAACAAAGAGGAUUUUUUAAAAAAUGAGUAUCUUAAAAUGCUUGAUGCAGCCAUUUCUCAAAUAGAGAAUAGGUUCAUGCAACAAGGCUUUAUUGAGUACUGUGAUUUGGAAGAUGUGCUUCUUUGUGCUGGUAAAGGAGGAGAAUCUGAUCGUAUUAUUGAGGAAAAAUUGGCUUUUCUAUCUAAAUAUCCAGAGUUCAACGUGCGGAUGCUUAAAGUACAGCUUGAAAUGUUUGCACACAAAAAAAGCUUUAGUUCUCUUGCAGAGGCUGUAAGUAUUUACAAAUCAGUCAGUCCUGAGGUCAAGGAAUUUUUCAGUGAACUUGGAAAAUUCUUAAAACUCCUGCUUAUUAUACCUGUGUGCACAAAUGACAAUGAGCAAGUCUGUUGUCCCUUCCAGAGGCUUCGAACUGUGCUAGAGUUUACAACUGCCGAAACUCGAUCUAGUGAUGUUGCGGUCUGCUUUGUGAAUGAGACCCGCUUAGACAAUCUGUGCUUGGAAACAGUCGCUCAUAAUUUUGUUCAUGGAGUAUAAAUAAUUACAUUUUAAAGGAGAAUGAAUACCAUUUUAAAAGUGGGGUUCCAAAACGUAGGUGUCCCUAAGUGACUACUUUGACUUACCAGACACCCCGGGUCGGUGCUCCUAUCAGCAGAAAAGCUCACUGGCCUGGGGUUCUUCUAGCGACCACCACGAAGAGAUCGUCUUCCUGCUCCUUUUGGUCUUCUCUCAACUGCACAUGUGCAAUAGAGCGAAAAGUCGAACUAUAAAAAAAAAUGCCGGCUAUCUUGCUCUACUGUGCAUGCGUCUGCCCUGGGUAUAUUUGAAAACCGAAGAAGCAAGAAGAGCAUCGUACUUUGUCGCUUGCUAGAAGAACCCUGUGCCGGUGCGGUUUUCUGCGGAUAGGAGCGCCGUCCUGGGGGUUACUAAAAGUAGUCACUUGGGAUUGCCUAUGUUUUCGAACCCCACUUGUAAAAUGGUAUUCGUUCUACUUUAAGGAAAUAAUAUAGGUAUCAAUGUCAUUAUAAACUAUUAUUUUAAUUGUAAAUACCUUUAACAUCUUGGCAAAUAGUGCAGCUAUGACUGCUAAUGCCACAUUUGCAAUAAAUUAGGGAUGCACCGAAUCCAGGAUUCGGUUCGGGAUUCGGCCGAACCAAAUCUGAAUCCUAAUUUGCAAAUGCAAAUUAGGGGUGGAGAGGGAAAUUGCGUGACUUUUUGUCACAAAACAAGGAAGUAAAAACUGUUUUCCCCUUCCCACCCAAAAAGUAGAUUUAUAAUACAUUUUAUGUAUAAAUCCAUCCAUUAAGCAAGUGUGGCUUAAACUUGUAUUUUUGCACAGCUCUAUAAUAUUGUAUAUAAAUGUAUAUUUUUCUGGCAUAUAAAAAUAAAAGUUACAGUAAUUUUAUUUAAGAGAAACCACUUUACAGUGACUUUCUAUAUUGGACUGUAUGUGUUACAUCUAGGGGCAGAUUUAACAGUUUAACAAUCCUGUUAUUAUGCAGCAGACUCAAUGUUAACCUUUCCUUGUCCUUUAAUGUAUCAGUUCAUUAGUUUUAUAGGUAAUGCAAUUAUACAACCAAUAGAAAAAUCUCAAGGAAUCUGGGACGCUUUGGGCCCUUCCUCAUCAAUUGUUCAUCUGUUGUUAUAAUAUCCCAAUUCCUAAGGACACUUUGCCACACAUCACUACUAUUGGGACCGUAUCUGCCUAAAUAGUACAUAUCUGGAUUAUUUCUACUUAUACUGGCACCAUUAUCUGCACCUUUGCUCCUCAUUACUGUUUCACGAUCCACUUGUGAUGGUGUCCCUAAUCAAUUCACGUGGGUAACCCCUUUCCAAGAAUUUUUUUUACCCAUCAACUGUAAAUCCUGUUUUCUCCUGUCGGGGUCACUAUCUAUCCGGAUAAUACGCAACAUCUGAGAUUUGGGCAACAAAUUGAGUAAAUGCUUUGGGUGAUGGCUUUUAUAGUGUAAUAUCGUGUUUCUGUCUGUGGGCUUUGAAUAAAUGCUCGUCUGUAA
This is a messenger RNA of Xenopus laevis (African clawed frog), 4127 nucleotides long. RefSeq names its product zinc finger MYM-type containing 1 like S homeolog (gene zmym1l.S). The coding region runs from base 271 to 2649 and encodes 792 amino acids. Lineage: Eukaryota; Metazoa; Chordata; Amphibia; Anura; Pipidae. The transcript has 4 exons. The record is from RefSeq and is a predicted model, not a curated record.